This is a messenger RNA of Lodderomyces beijingensis, 447 nucleotides long. The record is from the annotation of a GenBank genome assembly. NCBI's taxonomy places the organism in Eukaryota, Fungi, Ascomycota, Pichiomycetes, Serinales, Debaryomycetaceae.
AUGGUAACAUACACCAUAACAGAUGACGAGACAUACCACCACGAUUACAAAUUCAAAGUGCAACGUAACUGUGGUGCGUUCCACCCAAAGCCAAUAGAGAUGAAUCAAUGGCACCAACAACAAGUCACGGGGUUUCGCCGCUCAGUGAACUUCAUAAUGAAGUGCAAAUCAUGUCGUCGUGAACGAUACGCCACCAUCAGCAAACGUGGAUCUCAGUUGAUUGUCACUGCUUUUAGAUUGAUCGCGUUGGAACAUAUCGCGGACGAUCCAUACCAAUGUCAAAAUUCGCAAGGAGAUUUGAUGGUCCAAGGGGUGGGGUUAUUGGAUGGCGAGUGGGGUUACGUAGAUGAAAGUUCGGGUGAAGAGAUGAGGAUUUCAGAUUUGACAUGGGAGAUUGAGAUGGUUAAGUAUUCUGGCUACGCGCUGAGUAUAAAGCAGAAAUAUUGA